Molecule: messenger RNA, 1450 nt
Organism: Botrytis cinerea B05.10
Lineage: Eukaryota; Fungi; Ascomycota; Leotiomycetes; Helotiales; Sclerotiniaceae
Gene: Bcdcd1
Product: Bcdcd1
Exons: 3
Coding region: 41-1267 (408 amino acids)
Molecular function (GO): zinc ion binding; hydrolase activity
Source: RefSeq, a predicted model, not a curated record
GGUUAUAUAAGCAGCCAAUCGGUGAUACUCCGGCAGAUUCAUGAUUGUUUCCCUCCAAGCUGCCUUUGCUAUUUCAAGCUUCCAUGGAAAUUUACAAAACCUCCCACCACACAUUUUCACACAAUUGGAGCAAGCCAGAAUUGAGAUCAAGGUUUCAAGGAGCUUUGGGAUAAAAAAGGCUAAAGAAAAAGUCAUGUUUAUAGGUCUGUGUGGAGGAAUUUGUGCUGGCAAGAGUACAAUCGCGCAGUAUCUGGUAGAGCACCAUGGUUUCACUCACCUUUACCUCCGACCAGAGCAAGGCAGCAAGAACUCUCCUCAAAUCACCAAUGGCGUUACAGCUGAAGAAUCGGAAGAUGUCGAAGAGAAUAGCAUAACUUUAAGACAAAAGUCAAAACCUCAAUCCCAAUCCCAAUACACCUUUACAAGCACCACCGACCUCCUCGACUUCGUAACCAAGCGCUGGCGCGAACGAUGGGUAACAACCAAUAUCUACACCGAAUCCAUCCUCGACGCCCUUCUCCGACGCCCCUUCUUCAUCCUCGUCAGCGUCGACGCCCCAGUCUCCAUCCGCUGGAAACGCUUCCAAGCACGCCCCAACACACCUUCCACCCCAAUCACUCUCGAAGAAUUUCUCCUCCGCUCAGACCAGCAUCUCUACGAUCCCGAACACGGUCUCCAAUCCCUCAUAUCCCGCGCUACCAUUCGUCUCCUCAAUACCUCCUCCGAUCUCGCCCACCUAUACGCUACACUCGGCAAGCUCGAUUUAACAAACGAAGACCGUCUUCGACCAAGCUGGGAUCAAUACUUCAUGCAAUUAGCUUCCCUAGCCGCUCAGCGCAGUAACUGUAUGAAACGCCGCGUGGGUUGCGUCUUGGUCCGCGAAAAACGAGUCAUCUCAACCGGCUACAAUGGCACACCCAGAGGACUACUCAACUGCGGAGAAGGAGGCUGUUCCCGCUGCAACGAAGGACAAGGCUCUGGAGUAGGACUCGGCACAUGUCUCUGUCUGCAUGCAGAAGAAAACGCACUUCUCGAAGCCGGUCGCGAAAGAGUCCGAGAAAACGCCAUCCUAUAUUGCGAUACCUGUCCCUGCCUAACAUGCAGUAUCAAGAUCGUACAAGUCGGAAUUUCAGAAGUCGUUUACAGCCAAGGAUACAGCAUGGAUGCGGAAACGGCAGCAGUAUUCGGCCAGGCGGGAAUUAAACUAAGACAGUUUAUUCCGCCGGCAAAUGGUUUAAUCCAUCUAGAAAAACAGUCACUAUAUUAGCAUUUUCAAGCGAUGAUACCCCAAUAAUUUAUAAAUAGCAUAGCGAAGGAUGGGAAAAGCAUGUGAGAAUACAUACACACACGCAUAUACCACUAUUCAGACAUACGUAGUAUACAAAAGACACCCUAAUUUCCAAUUCCUAAUUUUUAGUUUUCAAGUAUAUAUAUAUUCGCAGCACCAACA